GCGGGUUUCCUGGACCUGCCGACGGUCUCGCGGGCGCGGAGGACGCGCACCACCUCGACGACGACGAGAACUUGUGGGCCGAGGACGACUCAGACCGCAAGUCGCAGACUGCCAGCUGGCUCGCCAGCGGAUCGUUCCAGGAUGAUUUGGUGAUGUUCCGACUGUGCCUGCAGCAUUCUAUGCAGUGGGUGCUUCGCCAGUUGCGGUCGUCGAGCGUGUCCUUCGAGCGUGAGCAGCAGGCUCGCUUUCUACGGGAGGGCGCUCGUGACUACCAGGCAAUCGUGCAGUUCGACGGCGACGACAAUAAGAAGUUCAUGAAUGGCAUUGCCAGCAUGGUGUUCAAUGGUUCCGAGUGCGACCUCAUCCAGCGACGUGACGAGGAGCUGCAGUUGAAGGCCUACCUCAUGAGCAUCCGUCUCGGCGCUGCUGGGCAUGAACUGGUCAUCCAGAGAUGCGCCAAGGCGCCGUACAUCACGCUGGCAGGUUUGAAAUAUCCCAGGCUCUUGGACGAGCUCGCGAAGGAAUGCCCCAACACGCUGGACGCCUACACGAAUAGUUUCCUGAAGUUUUACCGUGCAGACUUGCACGGAGCGGGUGCGAGGGCAGAGCUGACAGCAGUGAAUCUGGUGACUGACACGGACACGAGCUCGACAGAGCGAAAGCAUUCUGUGCAGGCGAAGAAGACAGGUUCCACGACCACCAACAGGAAGCACAUCGCGGACCUGAGUGCGGAGGUAUUUUUUGCCGAGGAGGUUGCCACGAGUUUAUGGCGCGUGCAGCCCAAGGCCAAGGGCACGACGCUCCGCCAGCGGCAGCACGUGCAGCCCGAGUGCGAGGACGCGCCUGCCCAAGCACGAGUUCGGAGCGUGGGAUCGUGGCGAGCAUUCUUGCAUUGUGCUGGCCAGUCGUUCGAGGCUGAGUCUGUUGCUGAACUUUCCCUCCGCUACGCGAGCCUUUCGGGCGACGAGAUGGCCUACUAUGAGCAACUGGGUCGCGUCCUCACCACGAUUGCCAGGCAUGGCGGCAAGAUCUCGAGACCUCGGAAACGAGCUCGGCGAGAUCCCCUGCCACUGGAAGACUGUGAACUCCAUGAUGCCGCUGCACUGCCGAUCGAAGAUGCAGACCCAGCUGACGUUGCCGAGGAUCGUCGCCUUGAGCUGGCAAACUACAAGGCUUGCAUGCACGACUUCAGGGCCAAACUGCACCGUGAGCGACAGGCGAACCGCGAGCUGAUCGCCAAGCAGGCGGCGAUCGAGAGGGAGGUUUCAGCUGGCGCUCCUGAUCGGGAUGCGCUUUCGGAGACCUUGAGGCCGCAGCUGGGUGCCCGUGCAACCCUUGGCCACCCGCUCCCCCCAUUACUUGGUUAUGGCUUACGGGGGGGCUGCUCCAGGGGAUGGGUGGCGCGGGUGGGCGGGGGUUGCGCAGGCACCUCGAGAUCGUGGCACGUGAUGGGCGCGGAGAUGCAGCAGACCAAUUUUCAGACCGAGCAUGCUCACGCCAACUCCACCUUCGUGACUAUGGACAUGAGCACCGACCAGGUGAUCGAGGCUUCUGGCACAGUCGUCGGCGAUUUUACUUUGGCGUCUGCAGCGCGGGAGUGGAGGAGGAUGCACGCGCAGAUCAUGACGCCGCACCUCCAGAAGAUCGGAGCUGUCCCGAUCAAUCGGCCAGAUUGUUUCGAGGCUGGCCGAUGCGUCUGCCAGGGGGACCUCGGCAUGUGCAUCAGGCUGUUCGUGGCUCGCGUUCGCGCUUCCCUCCGUGCCUUGAAGGCCAAGCUCGGGGCCAAGACGGGCUUCAAGAAUGUUGUCAGCGGCGUCCCACUGCUGGUUGUCAAGAUCGAGGAUCGCGGCGACUUGAUCGGCGUCCAGCCUGUCCAGAGCGGCGAGUCUCCAGAUUUCAUCGACGUCUGGAAAGUUUGCCUCGACUUGCUGGCCGUGGACGGGCCGUUCAACAUCGUGUUCUACAGGUUGCAACUGGAAGACGACUUCUACCCCGCCAUCGCCGUGUGGGGCGGCAUGGAGGUCGAGAUCAAGAAGCUCGAGGACACCAAGGAGAGCGGUGCCAUCGUCUGCGACACAGGGCACGGCCUGAUUAAAUUUUAUCCUGUGACGAAGCGCCUCGUUGCACACUUGCCCGACGAUGUCUUCGGCAGGAAGACGACCCAGGAGAGAACUUGCAAUUUUUCGCGUUUUCGUUGCAAAGGGAGGCCUGUCGGCUAUCUCAUGGCGUGGCUCCUCCACGUGGACCCCGACCUUGGCCGCUACACCCACGUCCAUCUUUUAUCUGCUGAUUUUCACCGCCGAGAGGCAACCAUAGAUUUUUUCAAGAGGCUUGGCAGCCCCGAGGCGCAGUUCAUCCUGGAGCAUGGGGAGAGGCCCCAGUUGGCUGACGAGGGCGAGGAGCCCCUGCAUGCAAGCUGA
Prorocentrum cordatum is the source of this 2420-nucleotide messenger RNA. The record is from the annotation of a GenBank genome assembly. NCBI's taxonomy places the organism in Eukaryota, Dinophyceae, Prorocentrales, Prorocentraceae.